Molecule: messenger RNA, 1341 nt
Organism: Chenopodium quinoa (quinoa)
Lineage: Eukaryota; Viridiplantae; Streptophyta; Magnoliopsida; Caryophyllales; Amaranthaceae
Product: probable CCR4-associated factor 1 homolog 11
Exons: 1
Coding region: 335-1153 (272 amino acids)
Cellular component (GO): CCR4-NOT core complex; CCR4-NOT complex; P-body
Molecular function (GO): poly(A)-specific ribonuclease activity; nucleic acid binding
Source: RefSeq, a predicted model, not a curated record
AACUUAUUAUUACACGGAUUGCAAUUAAACGAAUAACUCUCCAAGUUGGCGACUGUGCUCCCCAUUAUUGAAAGCAACAAAGCAGCCUCUUCUCUUCUCUUCUCUUCACUCACUCGCUUUGUAACUUCCAUUUUUGCCUUGCAACUACUUAGUCACUCACUCUAAUUUAUCCUGUAUAUAUAUAUCUCCCACCUCCCUUAUCUCUCAUCAAUCAUUUUUCAUUCUUCUCUUCUCCUUUACCUCUUCAUUCAUUUCAUACUGGCUAUAAUUGUAUCUCCUCAGAUCUACUACACUGUUAAUCAUCCAUCACUUGAUCUAAUUUACUGUCUUGAAGAUGAUUCUAAUCAGGGAAGUCUGGGCUUCUAAUUUAGAUUCUGAGUUUGAAUUAAUCAGAAAUCUAAUCGAUGAUUACCCUUUUAUUUCUAUGGAUACUGAAUUUCCUGGGGUCAUCCAUCGACCUGCCCCAGUUCACACCAACAACAACAAGAAGCAUCCUCAUCCUCGUCCCUCCUCCCGUGAUCUGUACCGGCUCCUGAAAUCCAACGUCGACGAUUUAAAUCUGAUCCAAGUGGGCCUUACCUUGUCCGAUGCUUCUGGUAAUCUCCCGAAUCUGGGUACUCCCAAUCAGUACAUCUGGGAGUUCAACUUCUCAGACUUCGACAUAGAGCGUGAUCCACACGCGCAUGAUUCCAUCCACUUGCUAACCCAACAAGGUAUUGACUUCGAGAGGAAUAAGAAGGAAGGUAUUGACUCCAUUAACUUUGCCCAGCUCAUCAUGUCUUCUGGUCUUGUUUGCAAUCACUCCGUCACCUGGAUUACCUUUCACAGCGCCUACGAUUUUGGUUACUUGAUUAAAAUCUUGACGCGCCGCAACCUGCCGUCCAAUUUGGACGACUUCUUAGGACUGACCAGAGUGUUUUUCGGGUACCGUGUUUAUGAUAUUAAGCAUAUGAUGAAGUUCUGCAAGAGCUUGUAUGGUGGUUUAGAUAGGGUUGCUAAGACUCUCCAAGUCAAGCGUGCUGUUGGCAAGUGCCAUCAAGCUGGCUCCGAUAGUUUGCUAACUUGGCUCGCAUUUCAGAAGAUGGUUCAACUUUAUUUUCUUAAUAAUCUCCCCGAAUAUCACGCUGGUGUUAUCUAUGGAUUAGACCUCUAGAAACAUGAUCAACAAUACACAUACAGUAUUAAUUAUUAUUCUAUUCAUUGAUUCUUUCUUUAGUCAUUAAAGUAAAUGAUCAACCAUCUUAUCAACUUAUCAAUCAAUAUUGUAAACUUGUACAUUACUCUAAGUUAGCUUCAAUAUUUCAAUAUAAUAUUCAUUUACUACAUAUUGUGUUAAGAUCA